Molecule: messenger RNA, 396 nt
Organism: Thlaspi arvense
Lineage: Eukaryota; Viridiplantae; Streptophyta; Magnoliopsida; Brassicales; Brassicaceae
Source: the annotation of a GenBank genome assembly
AUGAGGAUUUCUCGAGCUCCAAUCUCUGCUUUCGUGCUGCUCUUCCUCUCCGCUGUCUUCCCUCCCCGUCUAUCGCUCGGAGAUCCGAUCACGUGCUCCGGGAUAGUUCCGAUGAAGCACAGGAGCAAGAUGCUCUCGAUUUCGGACUUUGGCGCUGUCGGUGACGGCGCGACCUUGAACACCAAUGCCUUUAACGCGGCGAUCGAUCGGAUUCGGAACGCCAAUACUAGCGAUGGAACGCUUCUCUACGUGCCUCGCGGUGUGUAUCUGACUGAGAGCUUCAACCUCACGAGCCACAUGACUCUAUACCUCGCCGAGGGCGCCGUUAUCAAAGCCGUUCAGGUGAUGGUUUACUGUACACAGAACCACAGCUUUGCUUUAAAAUUAACCUAUUGA